Messenger RNA from Suricata suricatta (meerkat), 2034 nucleotides. RefSeq names its product semaphorin 6B (gene SEMA6B). The transcript has 18 exons. Gene Ontology annotation, molecular function: chemorepellent activity; semaphorin receptor binding. NCBI's taxonomy places the organism in Eukaryota, Metazoa, Chordata, Mammalia, Carnivora, Herpestidae. Gene Ontology annotation, biological process: neural crest cell migration; negative chemotaxis; negative regulation of axon extension involved in axon guidance. Bases 163 to 2034 code for a protein of 623 amino acids. The record is from RefSeq and is a predicted model, not a curated record.
UCCUGGAGCUCUGAGGCCAGGACAGGAUGCAGAGAUGUCCCUGCUGCUUGGACGGGGAAACUGAGGCACGGGGCUUGCCGGAAGGACGAGGCUGCAGGUUUCUUACUCAGGACCUCUGGACCGCACCCCUGCGGGUGUCACUUCUCGUCGCCGGACCUCGCCAUGCGGACCCCGCGAGCGCCCCCUCCUCGCCCGGCCCCACUGCUCCUACUGCUGCUCCUGGGGGAAGCUAACGGGCUCUUCCCGGAGGAGCCGCCGCCGCUCAGCGUGGCCCCCAGGGACUACCUGAACCACUACCCCGUGUUCGUGGGCAGCGGGCCAGGACGCCUGACCCCAGCAGAGGGUACUGACGACCUCAACAUCCAGCGGGUCCUGCGUGUCAACAGGACGCUGUUCAUCGGGGACAGGGACAACCUGUACCGGGUGGAGCUGGAGCCCUCCACCACCACGGAGCUGCGGUACCAGCGGAAACUGACCUGGCGCUCCAACCCCAGUGACAUCAACGUGUGUCGGAUGAAGGGCAAGCAGGAGGGCGAGUGUCGGAAUUUUGUAAAGGUGCUGCUACUUCGCGACGAAUCCACGCUCUUCGUGUGCGGUUCCAAUGCCUUCAACCCCGUGUGCGCCAACUACAGCAUGGACACACUGCAGCCCCUCGGGGACAAUAUCAGCGGCAUGGCCCGUUGCCCAUACGAUCCGAAACAUGCCAACGUUGCCCUCUUCUCUGAAGGGAUGCUCUUCACAGCCACCGUCACCGACUUCCUCGCCAUCGACGCUGUCAUCUACCGCAGCCUGGGAGACCGGCCCACUCUGCGGACAGUGAAACACGACUCCAAGUGGUUCAAGGAGCCCUACUUUGUCCAUGCGGUGGAGUGGGGCAGCCACAUCUACUUCUUCUUCCGGGAGAUCGCGAUGGAGUUCAACUAUCUGGAGAAGCCCCGGGCGAGGUUCCUGGCUUUGAAGGUGGUCGUGUCGCGCGUGGCCCGGGUGUGCAAGAAUGACGUGGGAGGCUCCCCUCGCGUGCUGGAGAAGCAGUGGACGUCCUUCCUGAAGGCGCGGCUCAACUGCUCUGUGCCCGGCGACUCCCACUUCUACUUCAACGUGCUGCAGGCCGUCACGGGCGUGGUCAGCCUGGAGGGCCGACCCGUGGUCCUGGCUGUUUUCUCCACCCCCAGCAACAGCAUCCCCGGCUCGGCCGUCUGUGCCUUCGACAUGACGCAGGUGGCUGCUGUGUUUGAAGGCCGCUUCCGUGAGCAGAAGUCCCCUGAGUCCAUCUGGACCCCUGUGCCGGAGGACCAGGUGCCGCGGCCUCGCCCCGGGUGCUGUGCGGCCCCCGGCAUGCAGUACAACGCCUCCAGCGCCUUCCCCGACGAGAUCCUCAACUUCGUCAAGACCCACCCCCUGAUGGAUGAAGCGGUGCCCUCCCUGGGCCACGGGCCCUGGAUCGUGCGGACUCUGAUGCGGCACCGGCUGACACGAGUGGCCGUGGACGUGGGCGCCGGCCCCUGGGGCAACCACACCGUCGUCUUCCUGGGGUCCGAGGUGGGCACCGUCCUCAAGUUCCUUAUCUGGCCCAACGCCAGCACCGCAGGCGCCACUGGGCCCAGUGUCUUCCUGGAGGAGUUCGAGACCUACAGGGCCGACAGGUGUGGACGGUCCAGCAGCGGCGAGGCAGGGCGACGGCUGUUGAGCCUGGAGCUGGACACGGCCUCAGGUGGCCUGCUGGCAGCCUUCCCCCGCUGUGUGGUCCGCGUGCCGGUGGCCCGCUGCCAGCAGUACUCAGGGUGCAUGAAGAACUGUAUUGGCAGUCAGGACCCCUACUGCGGGUGGGCCCCCGAUGGCUCCUGCAUCUUCCUCAGCCCUGGCACCAGAGGCACCUUUGAGCAGGAUGUGUCCGGGGCCAGCACCUCAGGCUUAGGGGACUGUACAGGUGAGCCGGGCGAGCGUCCCCGCGGCCGCCACGCGCGGCCCGGCACGGACUUGGCCCACCUCCUCUCCUACGGGGGCACGGACAGGACUGCGCCCCCGGUGCCCUAG